GCUCAUUAGCCUUUCAUUUGUUUCCUUCUUCGCCAUUAAGCUUCACUAAGCAGAGAUCACCAGAUUACAAAAUGGCGAACAUGGGUGGUGGGGCUUGUUCCUCAGUCAUGUUCCAUGAUUCCUUAGAAAGAUUUUUAAUUAUAUCAAUAUCCAAUCCUGCAACUUCGUUGUUUAUUCACCAUUUCCAUUUCCCCCCAUCGUAAUAGAAAGAAACCCAAGUUUUCCCCCAGAUUUCCGAAACAAACGAGCGGGAGAAUUAGAUUUCUCGAGUCAAAAUGGCAGAUUCAUCGAUUCUUCCCACUCUCGUUGCCCAGCUCUGUCUCUGUGCUUUUUUCUACUUCGCUCUUAACAUGGGGCACCCUAAAAAUUACGAUUUCUUGAAGAUUGGGGACGGAAAUCCUCUUGAUUUCUACUUUAUUUCUGUCUGGGGAGGCUUACGUUCUGAAAAAGAAGAGACCCUUCUUCUCAAACAGAUGGAGAAGAUGGCGAAGGCUUCUCACGCAAAGUUUGUCUUGCACAUCCGUGAACCGGGCGAAAAUGAUCGCUUGAUGAAGAACGGUACGCGGUAUUUCUCAUCGCUGAAAGUUCCCUGGCAUGGUAUACAGACGUCAAGAGGAAACGAUAGGGGUUACUUCAUCGAGCGGAUGAAGUUACAAUAUGGGCAAACAUUAGACAUCGUUGCCAUAGAUACAGGACUAUUACAGGAGUCUUUGGCUAUGGGAUCGGCAAGUGACAUGGUGAACAAUCGGUUACAUUGGCUAAAAAGAACUCUUCAAACAUCAAACAGUAACUGGCGUAUAGUUGUUGGGUUUCACCCAUUGGUUACUUGUGAAGACAAUACUCGGUUGGUGGAGACAAAGCAUCUUUUCGAGUCGAUCCAUCAAAUCUUUGUCGAACACAGAGUGAAUGCAUACCUGAGUAGGCGUGGUUGCGCUCACAAUAUUCGUAUCGGUAGCACAGCGUACAUUGGGUUUCCGGGUCCUAUUCAGACAAAUUACUUCACAUCUCAAAGAUCCACCUUGAGAGAGUUUCUACUCCAUCGCGUCAGCUUGCUAGAGACGGUGUUCUACUAUGUGAACACAGCAGGAGAAGUUGUUCAUAGAACUGAACUCCAACAAAAGGGUAGAAAGGUCAUUUAAAGUUGAGGAUUUUUGGGGAAUUUUGGCUCUCACUUGUACACGGCUGAGCAAUAUAUGACAUUUUGUUUUUCUUGUUAUUUUCUGGCAUCUGUACUUCUUUUUAGGGGCACAAAUUUGAAUUCUAAACAUAUUUUUUAAGAAUAUUUUAGAAGAUGCAUCGUGGACUGAUA
Messenger RNA from Momordica charantia (bitter melon), 1309 nucleotides. Its product is annotated as Calcineurin-like metallo-phosphoesterase superfamily protein. The record is from RefSeq and is a predicted model, not a curated record. NCBI's taxonomy places the organism in Eukaryota, Viridiplantae, Streptophyta, Magnoliopsida, Cucurbitales, Cucurbitaceae.